Vitis riparia (riverbank grape) is the source of this 339-nucleotide messenger RNA. Its product is annotated as putative RING-H2 finger protein ATL12. Lineage: Eukaryota; Viridiplantae; Streptophyta; Magnoliopsida; Vitales; Vitaceae. The coding region runs from base 1 to 339 and encodes 112 amino acids. The record is from RefSeq and is a predicted model, not a curated record. The transcript has a single exon.
AUGCAGGAGGGUGUAGACAAGAAAAUACUGCAUGAAUCCAACUUCACUAGGAUUAGCAGAAGUAAUUCAGUUUGUAAUUCCACCCAUGAAGCAAGCACGUCAAGACUAUUGAAUCCUGAUCUGAAGAGAUCCAUGUCUGAGCUCACAAACCUUUCAAGGUUCACAGAAUUGAAUACAAAGGACAGGGUCAAAGAACUUUCCUUUGGAAGAAAUAAUGCAGAAGAAGAGAGGACAAGGAAGCUUUGGUUGACUAGAGCUCAUCGGACAGUUCAAUGGUUUGCCAGUCGCGAAGAAAUUCCCAAGAACCAGAGUGCAAAAAAGUACCCAUUCAACAUCUAA